UUAAUAAGCCUUAGACGGUUUCAGCAGAAGGCACACUCUGCUAAAUUAUUAUUGUUAAAGACAACUUACAAAGGUUUGCUCUUCUUCAAAGACACCUGUAUCAGGUAGGCUACGCUGUGAGUCAUCCACACCCGUUGACACCGUCAAUAGCUCCGCCUUCAUCAAACAGAAGGGGCAAUAGCACACACUUUUUGUCAUAACACACAGGGCGGUUCACUGUGUCUGAGGGGGACAGAACUGGUAAACAACUGCCAUUGCUGUCAGACCAAAGCACUGACAGCAUUUAGGGAUUUUUUUGUAAAGUUUUUCUGCAACUUCUAUUUGGGACCCCACCGCCGUUCUGCGCGGUCAUUUUUCGUCCAGCGCAAUGACUACGACUGUGGACUGUGAUGGUGCCUUUCUCUCCGCCAUACAGCCUAACACCUCUGUCAGCACUUACGCACUACCUUCGGAAGUUCAUCUGGGGCAUGGGAACACACUUUCGGACGAAGCAGCGAGGGCAAGACGGGUCCAGCAACAAGUGGCUCUCCGCCUAGCAGAAAGGACUAGCACUAUUCCGCGGCAGAACGGCGCUGCCUCGCAGUACGCCACGUCAGACUAUGGCGGGACGUCUAGCAUGAAAUACCAGACUACAGGCCCCGGGUUCAGCUCUCGCUCCUACGCGUACAGCAGCAGCCGAGCAGGAGGAGGAGGAGGAGGAGCAGCAUCAUCAGCUGUGGGCCCAGCCCUUGCCCAGUACGCUGCCGCCAGAGGCUAUACCUCGCGCUCGGCCGUCGACGGAAGCAUGAUGCGACCCAAGAUGAGCGGUGUCGCUGGAGGAGGUGGCGGAGGAGCAGCCAGCAGCAUGUAUUACUAUGACGACAUGCGGCCAGAGUUCUACGGAGGAGGCGGAGGAGGCGGAGGAGGAGGAGGUGGCAUGUACCGCACCCUGAACAGCAUGAAGACCUCCACCGCCAGGAGUGGAGGUGGCGGUGGCUACCAGAUGUCAGGUGGAGGAGGUGGCUACCAGAUGUCCAGCUCUGGCUACCAGAGCAGUGGAGGAGGCGGAGGGGGAGGCUUCCAGGUCAUGGGUGGUGGUGGCGGCGGUGGUGGAUACCAGAUGAGCACCAUGACCCGCACCAUGAGGAGUUCAGCCCCGCCGCCCGGGCCCGACCCGGACUCCAUCUCCCUGCGCUCCAUGAACCUCCAGCCCACCCCGGUGGCGGCCUGGAUGGCCCAGGAGGACAGCGACGGGGGCAGCCUGGUGUCGGAGCCCAGAGGCGGGGGUGGUGGGCAGCAGCAUGCCUUCUACGCCUCCAACGGCAUCUCCCAGAUGGCCAGCUCCUCCGCCACCCAGAUGAGGUCGGCGGCCACGCUGCCCCCCAUGAGGCGCUCUCUCAGCGGGACGCUGGCCAGCUCCAGUGGGGGCAUGGCCGGGGGAGGCAUGGUGGACAUGGUAGACAGACAGUACUCCUUCAAGGGCCCGGCGCACCGCACCAUCAGCCGCAUCACGAAUCGCAACAACCGCAUGAGCAUGGGCUCCGUGAGCGGCGGCUCGGUGUAUGGCGGGGCGGCAGGCGGGACCUGGAGCGGCUCCCAGGGCCAACUGGGCGGACGCAUCAGCCGCGCCAUGAGCACCAAGAGCAUGCAGAGUGUGGGCAGGGGCAAAGACGUCUUCGACGGGGAGCUCAACGGCAGCAUGGGCAACCUCAGCCAGCUCAACACCUUGGACAUGCCUACAGCCCUGAGCUACCUGGAGAUGAGCGAUCCUGCUCUGCAGAUGCUGGGGGCUGCCUACAUUCAGCACGAGUGCUACCACAACAACGAUGCCAAGGCUGAGGUGCACCAGAUGAAAGGCAUCCCCCUGCUGGUGGAGCUGUUCACCAGCGACAGCGAGGAGGUGCAGCGCUACGCCACGGGGGCGGCCCGCAACCUCAUCUACGAGAACAUGGGCUGCAAGGUGGCGCUCAUCGAGGCCGGUGGCAUCCCCAAGCUGAUCGAGGCCCUCGACAAGCCUGACGACGAGCUGCGCAAGAAUAUCACCGGUAUUCUGUGGAACCUUUCCUCCAAGGACAACCUGAAGGAGAAGUUGGCCAAGGAGACCCUGACAGAGCUGACCUCCAAGAUCCUGGUGCCCCUGUCCGGCAUGGACAACCCAGACUUCAUCGAGCAGAACCCGUCCGAGAAGGACAUCUUCUGCAACACCACAGGCUGCCUGAGGAAUAUGAGUUCGGUGAACGAGAAGACCAGGACGCAGAUGAGGGAGACCUGCGGCCUGGUGGACUCACUGGUGGCAUACAUCCAGAGCACCCUGGACGACGGCAGAGUGGAGGAGAAGGGAGUGGAGAAUGCGAUGUGUGUCCUGAGGAACCUCUCAUACCAGCUGUACAGCGAGAUGCCCCCCUCCGCCCUGAUGCGGCUGGAGGGCCCCACCAGGGGGCAGGAGAUCUCCACGGCCGAGGCCAUGGGCUGCUAUACCCCCAAUAGCAAGAAGGCCAAGAAUAGGCAGAACCAGGACCUGACGACCUUCAAGGAGGUGGCGAAGAUCCCCAAGGGCAUCGAGUGGCUGUGGCACCCCAACGUGGUAGGCCUGUACAACCGUGUGCUGCAGAAGUGUGAGAUCAACCGUGCCACACGCGAGGCCUCGUCCGGCGCCCUGCAAAACAUCACCGCCGGGGACACACGGUGGGCCUCGGUCCUCAGCCGAGUGGCUAUCGAGCAGGAGAGGAUGGUGCCCGUGGUGCUGGACUGCCUGAGGGCCACCAGUGACAGCGAGCUGCGCACCAUCACCGGCUUCCUGAGGAACCUGUCCCGCCACGCACGCAACAAGAAUGACAUGGCCACUAAGGUGGUGAACCACCUGGUGGGCAAGCUGCCCAAUGACGGCCGGGAGAAGGAGCCCUCUAGCGAGGUGGUGGUGAACAUCUGCGGCACGCUCAACAACCUGGUGACCGCCAGCGAGGUGGCCGCCCGGGACAUCUCCUACUUCGACGGCCUGCCCAAGCUCAUCGGCAUCAAGACCACCCACGACGGCAGUUCGGCAAAGUCCAGAGCAGCCAAGGCAGCAGCAACCGUCCUCUGCAACAUGUUCCAGUACAAGAAACUGCACAAGGAGUACAAAAAGAAAGGAUAUGGGAGAAACGACUUUGCCGACUUGAGCAUGUGAGGGACAUUGUGACAACAAAGCAACAAAAUGCACGGAAACCUGUUUGUUACCAUGGGAACUAUUUUUUAUUUCCUGGAGGAUGAUCCUUCUGGCACUGCCUUGUUGGCAUGGCGACAAACAGCCAAGCACUGUGUACAAAGACAACAGCAGUACAGAGGAACUGAACUCAAAGCCCUAGUGUCCAGCAGUAAGAGGGGCUGUAAGGUCUCUUUUUACCUGAACCCAGAACUUCAGGGACUUAUUUCUAAUGUAUAUCUAUGCAACAUUCAUCUUCUGCAUCUGGGAACAGACUUCUUCAUCUGUGGGAUUCAACAGGGACUAUGUGAACUGUAAAAAAAAGAAAAAAAGAUAAACACCACCAAUGCUUGUCAUGAUGUGACAUAUUGUUCUGUACAGUUUCUAUUUUCAAUGCUUGGAAUGAUUUUGUUGUGCAUUUUUUUUUUUACCUUUAUGGUACAUUACUCAGAAACCCGAAAUGUACUCUAUGGCCGAGUACAGUGAGGUAAAAAAAGAAAAACAUUUUUGUACAAAAUUGCGCAAAGUGUGCAAAAAGAGAGCAAAUGUCCAAUGCCCAAGCAAAAUGCCCAAGCAAAUUGUGGUAGUGAAAGGUGUGGUCACCAUAACUUCACCUGAGAACAUAAAGGAGCUUAUUGUCAUAAAGGACUUUGGACAUUGAAGAGGCAAUGAGUGUGGGGUGUGACUUGAUUGGUACGUUGAUACGUGUAUACUGCAUAGAGUGCGGUACACUGACAUCCAGGGCUGCUGACAGCUUUUGCCGAGCCCAGGACAAAGUCAUCUGCAAGGGCCCCCCAUCCAAUACAUACAAUGUAAUGAGGACCCAAUUUUGCCUAACAUAAUGUCCAUACUGGUGCAUCUUCUAAUUUGUCUCUGUUAAACUCUCAUAAAAAAUACACUGUGGAUGUUGAAUUAUAUGACCUGCUGGUGUGUGUAAUGUGUAUGUGUCUGUGUGCGAGAGAGCCCGCCCCAUACUUGUGGACAUGCAAGUAACAUGUUUGGAGACCUACAGCACAAACAAAGGACUUACACAUGUUUACUUACAACUCUGGUGUUUGGCAUUUAUUUUCCGUUGAACGUCUACUUCACUUCUCAUGUAUAAGGUUUGUGUGUCUUUGGGAAGUUGUUGAAAGUUAGAACUUUCUGCUUUCCUAAUUCAUGUACCAUUUUAUCAUUACUCUCUGUAGUAUCCUACUGUAUGUGGUGUUACCUGUUCACAUCUUUUGAAAGACUAUGCAAAGGAUAAAUCAAGGUUAUCCUCAUGUAGUUUCAACUACAGCAGCAAGCCAUCUUAUGCACUCUGGUGUUACUGGCAGUGUAGGCAAUUUGAGGAGGCUUUUCAUGCUAAAGGAAUGAUCUGGUCCGGUGCUACCGAACAGGGGACCAGAGCUGACGCGAUGCCAGGAUUGUGUAAAUGGGAUCUUCAGGUAUCAACCUUGCAAACAUGGUCUCACAAUUUUGGCAACAUCCGUGAACUGCCACACAUUUUGUGUCCCAAGGAGCCGUGCUGAAUUUCAUAGAAUUCUGUGAGCUCAUGUUGCAGCUGCUCUAAUCACAAUGGUGUUCUUGCAGUGUAACCAUAGGGCCAUGCAACCAACAUGGUGAAUAUUCACAACUGUGCUUUUUGCAGUUUUCCAGGAAAAAUGAAUUGUUAUUCAUGUGUAUGGGGGUGGAACAUUGUUUUAUUUUAUAUUUUGUCUUUUUGUCUUUGUACUUUUUCAUGCAUUGUGAGUAAAAAAAAAUCUAUACUAUUAUUAAAAUAAUUGUCAUUAUUUUAAGUCAUGUAGACUUAAGGUUGCAUGUUGGAUUGGAUAUUGUUUCAAUUUUGUAUUUAUUUGGAUAAAUUGUGUAUGUAUUUGCACAGAUGUGAAUGCCGCCCAUUUUUCUCCUGGUUUUGGAUGUAUAAAUAUAAUUUGAAAAGUGAGAAAAUGAGUUAAUAAAACUGUCUCUCACACGCACG
Molecule: messenger RNA, 5120 nt
Organism: Engraulis encrasicolus (European anchovy)
Lineage: Eukaryota; Metazoa; Chordata; Actinopteri; Clupeiformes; Engraulidae
Gene: pkp3a
Product: plakophilin 3a
Exons: 14
Coding region: 368-3145 (925 amino acids)
Biological process (GO): cell-cell adhesion; cell-cell junction assembly
Cellular component (GO): cytoplasm; plasma membrane; nucleus
Molecular function (GO): cadherin binding
Source: RefSeq, a predicted model, not a curated record